Messenger RNA from Sphaeramia orbicularis (orbiculate cardinalfish), 2133 nucleotides. RefSeq names its product proline rich 18 (gene prr18). Lineage: Eukaryota; Metazoa; Chordata; Actinopteri; Kurtiformes; Apogonidae. The record is from RefSeq and is a predicted model, not a curated record. The coding region runs from base 171 to 935 and encodes 254 amino acids. The transcript has a single exon.
UGUGCACCAGUUGAAUUGUGUCAGUGUGGCCAACAGGUACACAACAGCCUCCUCCACGUCUCUGCUGGAUAAUGCCAGGAGAGCGCUGCGUGUCGCUUUGCGCAGGGCUUCCUCAUCUGCACUUUGGAUAUUUGCACGUUUUUCUAUCCUGAUCACUUCCAGUCACAAAAAUGCCUUUUCCUCCUAUCAGCCUCCACCAGCGGAUCUCCUCUCCUGGCAGGGAGUUAUUCGGGAAAAAGAAAGCCAACGCAGUGCCUCCUCAGACUGAGCUCACCAGCAAAACCGGCGCAGAAAAGGGGGAGUCGGAGAAAGAAAAGCAGCCUUCAUCUUGGGCAUCGGCGAAUUUAAGGAAUUUGGGCCGAAAACCUCAACAGGAGAAGAGUAAAACACCGGCUCAGAAACAGGGAUCCGCUCAGGAGACCCAGGGAAAGUGCUCCUGGUUGGCGGUACCCAAACCUCAGGACGCAUCCGAAGGAGUCAGGCGCUCCAGCUCCAUGGACUCCAGCAGACACAUCGGUAAAGAAGAGGGCAAGAAGGAGAUCCAGUUCACCCUCAGUCUCACCCCUGAAGCCAUUCUCGUCAUCCAAAAACGCAAUUUAGAAAAACAGAUGAUGGCCAAACAGCAGAAGUGUUGCGCAUCCACGGACUUUCGGCACAGGCGAGUUUUUCCAUCCAAAAAGGCGCACGGAGGAACCAAAGGCAGCGGCCCCGUGGGUAAAGUGGAGAGCGCAGAGCAGGACAUCACUGCCAUCGUUAAAAUUUCCUUAUUGAAUGACCAGUACAAGUACGAUGACGUCGAGUAUGAGGAGGAGGAUGGAGAUGUGGAUGAGACUGUGGUGAGGAAAUGUAAAGAGUGGCUCAAAGGGGUCGAAAAUGCCGCUGCUUUGGGGAAAGUCGAGAAACUUUCUGCACUCCCGCACCUUAAAGGAUGCUGAUAUCGGACUUUGGGUCUUCACUUUUUUUUUUUUUUUUUUUUUUUUUUAUACACAGCAGAGUGAAUCAACCGUGGACUGACUGAUUGGCAUUUUUAUUUGUGUUUAAUUAUUUCUGUAAAGCAAUCUAAGAGAAUCCAAGUCUUCAGAAAAGUUGUAUUGGAAGUACUUAAAAAAGAAAGUAUCAUUUGAGACAUAUAAAGAAUAAUGACAAUAAGCCAUGAAAAUGUUGAUUUAAUAGAUGUAGAUGAGGAUCGACCAACAGUGCUUCUUGAGGUUCACAGGGAUGUUGCUUUGCCUAUUCUAUGUUAUGCUGAAGUCUGAAUUGAAUACCUUAAUAUUCUCGUCCUUUGCACAUGGUUUUUGUUUUCAAUGGGGCGCCUGUGGAUUGGCAGAGGGGUUUGCGUAAAAGGACCCGGUGCGGAGUCGCAAACCCUUCCUUUGUGUUGGAGAACAAUAAGCUGUCAACAACACAGCUUUAUGCGCCUGCAUCUGAAACCAAACGGACUGUUUAGAUAUCCUCUAAUAAGAGGGUUAUAUCCUUUGUAGGGAUUUAUCUGUGUUGUACAGUAAUAUUUACAAAUUAUUUGUACUGUCAAACAAUUUCUCAGCUGAUAAUUUUAUGCCUUUUGAAGUAAAUUGUUUUUUUAAAAUUAAUUAUGUAAGUGUCACUGACCCCUUUAAAUCUUUCACAAGCUGAUUUGUCUGCGGUGCCUCUUAAAUAAUACUGUUACAUGGUGCUGAUUUUACAUCAUUCAGAUUUUUUUUCUGGCCAGUUCUCAGAUGUAUUUUAAAGGCUCUUUGUUGCCACUGUAGCUACCUGGGGCCAUUUGGGCAUUAGUGUACUAAGCUUCUUAGAUUUCCUGUUAAGCAGGGUUGACCAGUGUACUGAAGGGCCCAGGUGCAUGAUCCCUUCAGGAAAUUACCUCCAGCCUGCUUUAUGUUUGCAAUAUCCAACAAAACACUGCUUGUAGACAGAAGUGAUGAACUCAGUUUACCAAAAAAAAAAAAAAAAAAAAAAAUGACAAAGGUAUUCUCUGUGUAUGAGCAAAGGUGACCUACCAACUGAGAAAUGAGAAACCAGGUUUUUAUUAUAUAAGCAGCAAUUAACUUAAUGUAAUGCUCACAGAGUAAGAGCUUUUCAGGGACUUAGUGAGAACUUGGAAACAAGCCAGCGCUGACACUGUUUCAGAAAAAAACA